AUCGCUCUGCCUGUCUCUUGUCUAAGCUAGAGCCGGUCAGCAUGCUUAUAGUAGGAGGCGGUGCAAUAUGGGCCGAGCAAUUAAUGAGCGGGGGACGAUGUUACUCGGCAAGGGAACUGUGAAGCCUGCCACUGGUCAGUGUGGAGUCUUUAUAUUGAGGGAGACUGCGAAGAAGUGAUUUGGACCAUCCAGGCAAACCAGCAACAUGACUAUCGCAACGCAUUGUAUAUUCACCGGGGUAGGAUCUAGGGCACCGGGAAGCUUUAUGCAUUGGGUGUGUAUCCAUCUGUAGCUAACCAUACCGGUUUCUCUCUCUCCCGCAGUUGGAGUUCGGUGAGAAAUAGCGAUGCUAUCAUUAUAGGAAACUGAUAUCACGCAGACAUCCGGAAACGCAUCCACGCACCACGGUUUUCUAGCAUGAUGUCAAUAUGCUUUAACAAUACAAAGGAUUCAUUCAAGGACCUCGAUUGAGAUGCCGUAUAUGUGCGUUUGUCAUGGGUGCGUCGACGCGGUUAAUUUGCUCUGCUCCAUACGGUUUUGGACUGUGUUUAUGGAAUGAUCCAAUCUGGAAUGAUUAAAUAGCCUGCAUUGAUACAUAUUCCGACAAUAUGGCUGAUCAGAGUAACAUCCAGUCUGCUGCUUCCAAAAGCAUCCGGCCAUUCAAGUCCAGCGAGGAAUACCUGUAUGCCAUGAAAGAGGACUUGGCCGAGUGGUUUAACACGCUGUAUGAACUGGAUAUAACGGCGGACACCUUUAUGGAAGGGCUGGAGACUGGCUGUGCCCUCUGUCGGCAUGCCAACAACGUGAAUCGCGCAGCGCUGGACUUUCAACUGGAGUACCCAGAGGCUGCACAGUCAUUGAGGAUGCCAACCAAGGAUGUGGUCUUUCAGUCAAGAAACGUGGUUCCUGGCUCGUUUUUGGCUCGGGACAACGUGUCCAAUUUCAUCGGCUGGUGUCGUCAGGAACUGUGGAUCAAGGAUGUUCUCAUGUUCGAGACCAACGACAUAGUGGAGAAAUGCAACGAGAAGAACUUUGUGCUGUGCCUGCUGGAGGUGGCGAGGCGUGGCGCCAAGUUCGGCAUGCUGGCCCCGAUGCUGAUCCAGCUGGAGGAGGAGAUCGAGGAGGAGAUCCGGGACCAGGAGAACCUGGGGGAGCCCAGCCCAAGCCUGCUUCCAAUAAGCAGGGCUUUCGUUCGGAAAGAGAGUGUGGUGGAUGAACCCGAGCCUGCCCCCUAUGCACAUUGGCAACAGAAACAGAGGGUGCUGUGUGACAUGAGAAACUUAGAUGAGUUGGUGCGGGAGAUCCUGGGCCGCUGCUCCUGCCCUGCCCAGUUCCCCAUGACCAAGGUGUCUGAAGGGAAAUACAAAGUGGGAGACUCCAGCGCUCUGAUCUUCAUACGGGUCCUACGUACUCAUGUGAUGGUGCGUGUGGGUGGGGGAUGGGACACAUUAGAACACUAUCUGGACAAGCAUGACCCCUGCCGCUGUGCCGCCUUCGCUCACCGGUACCACCAGGCCAAAGCCAGCGGGCAGGGUGCCCACAGCAAGUCCUCCAGUGCCCACUCCUCCCGCUCCACCAGCCCAGGCCCACACUGGCGUAACGAGGGCAUUGCCCCAUAUAAGCCCCCUGACAGACGCACCCAGGGCCUGGAGCCUCCAUCAUGUACCCCCUCCUCCUCCACACGGCCUGGCCGCUCCCACCACCCCUCCCUCCCUACAGAGCUCGACUCAAACGCAGGACGCACCCCCCUGUUACCACGACCACCGCGGGAACGCUCAGAACCCCGCCACUUCAACCCUCUCAGGUCUAAGGACUCGUCAUUGUUGCCAGUGACCCGCCGUCUAUCAGGGGACAGCGACUCCUCUACAGCCUCCUCUAAGGGAGGAGGAGGAGGGGGAGGGGGAGGCCGCUUCUCUCUGGGGGGCGUUCGUCGCUCCGGAGAGGAGGUGGUGCUGCUGGUUAAUAGGAAGGAGGGGAAGCAUAUAAUUGAGAGGCCUGGAGAAGGCGGACAGGGCCCAUCCCUAUGCCCCCCAAUGCCCCGCACACGCAGCCACUCCCGGGAUCGCCUUGCCCCCACCUCCAUCCUCAAACCCAGCCCCCCACAGGGCCCCUCUGACGGGCUCAGGACCAGCCAUGGGGAGAGGGGCCGCUCUCUCGGGCCCGAAAGUCCCCGCAGGCUCCAGGCCCUGCGCUCCCACAGCCAGGGGAAGAUGCCCAGCCGGAGUCGGACCAGCGAUGCCAGCCCUGGACCCUCUCCCCGUCACGGGGCCUCGCAGCCCCCAUCCUCUGACAGACGAGAGGAGCUCAGGACCAAACAACUGCCCCCCGCCUCCCCCAGAAUCAAUGGGGGUUUCUCCAGGAGACAAUCGUCCUCCUGCUCUAAUUCACCAAUCAAAGGGCUUCAGAGCAGCAGCCUCAGUAAGAAGACUAUAGUAGCUCCCCGGCCCCCCGCUCCACGCUCCCCCUCGGUGGGGAGGAGUAGGCUGCUGCCCACAGUCACCCAGGCAGGCCGGCGCUCUCCUCACUCCUCCUCCCCCCGCUCUCCUCACCACCAUGGGCAUGGACCCCGCUCCCCUCGAACCUCCCACGGCCCUCGCUCCAAUGGGCAUGGCCACAGGGGGUGGGCCAGCUCUGAGCGACAGGAACCUGAGGAGGAGGGGCUAGGCUAUAACUUCCAGAUCCUGCCCAACCUGGACCCCCAGAAAGAGCAGGACCUGUACCGCAGCUUCGAGGCUGAGUUCCUAGCUAACACAGGGCAGCGCAGAGGGGGGCCUAGUAGACCCACAGGGGGAGGGGCCCUUCAGCUUCCUGCUUCUUCACACCCACAGCAGGGGGUUGGGCCCCAAACCCUGCCCACGCCUGCCUCUGCUGACCCUAACGUCACUGACUCGGCCUACUCCUCCUCCAACUCCUCCAACUCCUCACUCAACGUGGGGGGUAAGGUAGGAGUUCUGCCUGACCUCCGGGAGUCUAAAAGAACUAACCCACGUUCCUCUGGAGGCCUGGAGGAUACCCUGGCCCCAAUGCAUGGCCAUAGCCCUGGCGGACUAUCCAACGGUGGGCACGCAGAACCAGAGCGCUGGGGCGGGCGAGGUGGAGGUCUCAGGAAGCUCCCUGCCAUCUCCAGUUCCAUUGACAAAGGGGAGCUCCUGUCCUCUUUGCCCGGCCGGAGAGACUCGGAGCUGGGCAUAUCUCUCAGCCAUGCCCCCUCACAACUUCCUUUCCACCGCAGGAGCAUGAAUGGGGGGGGCCAUGUCAGUGGUGCUCUAGUAGAGGUGCUGAUGGAGAGCCAGCAGGGUCAGCUGGGCUGGGGCUCAGGGCCUGAGGGAGACGUCCCUCUGGAGGAUCACCAACCAAGCUUCCCCUACGACCUGGAGGGUGGAGACCCCAACGAUGACCUCCCUCCCCCAGAGUCUUGUCCCUCGCCCAUCCCCCUGCCGCCCUCGGAGGACUGCUCCUUCCAGGAAGACUCCUCCAGUGAGAGCUCCUCCAUGUGCUUCAGCCUGAGUGAAUCACGCUCAGAGUACUCUCCCCCACCUCCUCCCCUGGCCAAUGGGGAUGCAGUUGAUGGGGGUGUAGUCUUCCGGCCCAAGAGGGCAGGGAAAAAGGCUGACAGGGUGCCCUCCAUCUACAAGCUCAAGCUGAGGCCCAGGAUCAGACCCCGUACAGACAACCGGCCAGGGAACAGCCCGUCACGUAUCCCCACCCCAGUCAGCUACAGAGACCUACAGGCCAGGGGCAACCAUACUCCGCUCCAGACCCCUACCCCGCCACAGUCCCCUCAAAGCUCCCAUUCCAACGACCAUUCACCCUCACGAAAGGCCAUGCACCAGGCCUUUGCCGACCUGAUCCACCCCCAGUCACGCUCCCCUGCCAUGGGCAACAGGGACCGCUCCUACUCUGUGGAGUCAGAGAGCGGCUUGGACACUGAGGCCUGGAUGUAACACACAACUAACUAAUCCUGAUGAUGCUGAUAUAGAAGAGUCUGUUGUCAAAUGAAACUGACUACUGUCUAAAAUAGACUGGAGACUGGGCUACAGACUAUUUUUUAUAGAGCAUGUCGCACACUCCCUCAUUUUGUCAUGCAGUCAUGCCCUUUCCUACCUAUAACGGUCAGGGUUUCAGUAUCCAAUUAUAUUCUUUGCACUCUAAGCCUAAUUAUUUAUUACCAAAGGAUCGAUCCCGAAUCGAAUACUAUUGUUUAUGUUGAAUGAAUUUAUUGGCAUUAUAUGGGGAUGCUUUGUUCAAUCAUAAAGUGUCUAAUACAAAGCAGGCACUGUCUUGAAAGCCCCAUGCUGUACGCAUCGCUGAAGAAGUGUCAGGGCUGAUGGGGAGGAAAGAACCCCAGGCAGGAGCAGUGAAUCACAAGCAUCAUCAUCAAGUCAACUGGACUGGCUCCCUCUAGUGGACAGUGUAUACCACAGCAUCUCUGUCUGCUUUGAUUGUCAAAAUACUGGUGUGGAGAGCGUGCUGUACAAAUACUUUCUCUCAUUCUCCAUACUGCCACUCAGCCUCUGCUCAUUACCUUCUGUGGAUCUUUACACAUCUAAUCUGUAUUGGACUUAUAUAUCAAUACAUUACUCUACAAUAAUUUACUGUACAAUGUUCACAUCUAACAGUCCUUUGGACUUCGUAUUCCAUAUGUGCACUUCUACUCACCUUCCCCCACCAACCCUCUGCAUCCUGACUUGUUCAUUGUCAUACAUGUAUGAUGUCACUUUCUCACUGCCAAUCCACAUGGCCAUGAUUGAGUGAUGUCUUCUGAUUCGUUUUUGAGCUUUUAUUGUGGAAAUAUACAAAGUAGUAUUUUUCACAUUAUGUUCUAUGUGUUAACUGCAGUCUGGGGCAAGAGUAAGAUAAUAUGUCAUUGUCACUGAAACAUACUUCCAAUGAUCAAGAGUUAUCUCAACUUGAAAAUCAACACUAAAAUAUGUGUACAAAAGAGUAAGUUAAGUGGAUGAAUGUGUUUAUAUAUGUACAUGUGUAUAUACAGUGCCAGUUAAAAGUUUGGACACACCUACUCAUGCCAGGGUUUCUCUUAAUUUUUUACUAUUUUCUACAUUGUAGAAUAAUGUUGAAGACAUCAAAACUAUGAAAUAACACAUAUGGAAUCAUGUAGUAACCAAAAAUGUGUUGAACAAAUCAAAAUAUAUUUUAUAUUUAAAAUUCUUUGAAGUAGUCACCCUUUGCCUUGAUAACAGCUUUGCACACUCUUCUCUCAACCAGCUUCAUGAGGUAGUCACUUGGAAUUAAUUUCAAUUAAGAGGUGUGCCUUGUUAAAAUUUAAUUUGUGGAAUUUCUUUCCUUAAUUCGAUUGAGCCAAUCAGUUGUGUUGUGACAAGGUAGGGGUGGUAUACAGAAGAUAGCCCUAUUUGGUAAAAGACCAAGUCCAUAUUAUGGCAAGAACAGCUCAAAUAAGCAAAGAGAAAUGACAGUCCAUCCUUUCUUUUAAGACAUGAAGGUCAGUCCAUACAGAAAUUUCAAGAACUUUCAACGUUUCUUCAAAUGCAGUCGCAAAAACCAUCAAGCGCUAUGAUGAAACUGGCUCUCAUGAGGACCGCCACAGGAAAGGAAGACCCGGAGUUAUCUCUGCUGCACAGGAUAAGUUCAUUAGGAGUUACCAGCCUCAGAAAUUGCAACCCAAAUGAAUGCUUCAGAGUUCAAGUAACAGACACAUCUCAACAUCAACUGUUCAGAGGAGACUGUGUGAAUCAGGCCUUCAUGGUUGAAUUGCUGCAAAGAAACUACUACUAAAGGACACCAAUAAUAAGAAGAGAGUUGCUUGGGCCAAGAAACACGAGCAAUGGACAUUAGACCGGUGGAAAUCUGUCCUUUGGUCUGAUGAGUCCAAAUUUGAGUUUUUUGGCCGCCGUGUCUUUGUGAAACGCAGAGUAGGUGAACGGAUGAUCUCCGCAUGUGUGGUUCCCACCGUGAAGCACGGAGGAGGAGGUGUGAUGGUGUGGGGGUGCUUUAAUGGUGACACUGUCGGUUAUCUAUUUUCAAAUUCAAGGCACACUUAACCAGCAUGGUUACCACAGCAUUCUACAGCCAUAUGCCAUCCGCAUCUGGUUUGCGUUUAGUGGGACUAUCAUUUGUCUUUCAACAGGACAAUGACCCAAAACACACCUCCAGGCUGUGUAAGGGCUAUUUGACCAUGGAGAGUGAUGGAGUGUUGCAUCAGAUGACCUGGCCUCCAUAUUCACCCAACCUCAAUCCAAUUGAGAUGGUUUGGGAUGAGUUGGGCUGCAGAGUGAAGGAAAAGCAGCCAACAAGUGCUCAGCAUAUGUGGGAAGUCCUUCAAGACGGUUGGAAAAGCAUUCAUCAUGAAGCUGGUUGAGAGAAUGCCAAGAGUGUGCAAAGCUCUCAUCAAGGCAAAGGGUGGCUACUAAGAGGAAUCUCAAAUAUAAAAUAUAUGUUUCCAACUUUUUUGGUUACUACAUGAUUCCAUAUGUGUUAUUUCAUAGUUUUGAUGUCAGCACUAUUAUUCUACAAUGUAGAAAAUAGUAAACAUAAAGAAAAACCUUGGAAUGAGUAGCUGUGUCCAAACGUUUGACUGGUACUGUACAUGUAUAUGUAUACUUGCAUAAAGAUGUGGUUAUAGUGUAUAUAACAAGACAUAAUUAUGAAAUGUGUAAAUAUUUGCUGUAUGGGGUUAUAUGCUGCCUUAGCUAUGCAAUAUUGCUGUUGGAAAUGCCUUGACAAUUCCCUUUGCCUUAAAAUGUGUGUUUGUGUGUGGUUUGAGAAUGUUAGUGCCCAACAACAACACCCAUCCAACGUGAGUGUCAUUGCCAUCACCAUCAGUUUGUUUCUCAGUGUAGAAUUGUUCAACAACACUAAAUUAAAAGAACCACUUUUUUUUAGAUGGAUUAUAAUCUAUUUGUAUAACAUAGACAAACCAAUCUCUCGUGAAAGUGUCUUCAGUGACAUCUAGUGGUUGUAAAAAGUGUCAUAUUUGGAUGAAAUUCCUUCACAUAUUGAGUUUUGAAUCAUGUGCAUGCUUUGCUGGAUUGGUUUGGAGUAGAUGAUUGUUCAUCGUGAUGUACUCUGUGGUUUAUUGAAAUGGCUUAAGAAUAUGUGUAGGCUUUUCUUGAGUGCUUUUAUGUGGAGAAUGGACAUGAAUAACUGAUAGUGUAAUGGUUAUGUCUGUCCCCUGUUAUGGACUCUGCCUUAUUGGCAAUAUCAAUAACAGAGCAGGCCAGGGAUCUGACUGUGGGGUUGACACUUUAACAAGGCUUUAGAGCCUGUAAAACUACUAUGAAUGGUUUUACAGUGGAAUGACAGGGACCUUUGCUGCAGUAGGUUUUCAGUAAUCGGAUUGCACAAGCAGAGGUGGUGUGUGCACAUCUGUCAGCAAUCUGAAUCUGAGUACGUACUGUAUAGGAAUAUGUACCAGGUGUUCUGGUGUCAAUGGGAACGUAGGUACCAUUGCUGAUGAAAAGAAGGGAGGGAUGUAGAUGGUCUUAUUUAUUUAUUUAUGAUUUGGUCUCGAGUUACAGGUAUGGCUCGAAGUGAAAAACAAUGAUGUAUGUAGAGUCUGAAGGUGAGGGCCCAGAAAAAGUCAUAAAAGGAAAAUAAAAAAUGUUGUUAGAA
Molecule: messenger RNA, 7590 nt
Organism: Oncorhynchus masou masou (cherry salmon)
Lineage: Eukaryota; Metazoa; Chordata; Actinopteri; Salmoniformes; Salmonidae
Product: GAS2-like protein 1
Exons: 5
Coding region: 609-3944 (1111 amino acids)
Biological process (GO): actin crosslink formation; regulation of microtubule polymerization or depolymerization; protein localization to microtubule plus-end
Cellular component (GO): microtubule plus-end; cytoplasm; actin filament
Molecular function (GO): microtubule binding; actin filament binding; cytoskeletal adaptor activity
Source: RefSeq, a predicted model, not a curated record